This is a messenger RNA of Nanorana parkeri, 1176 nucleotides long. RefSeq names its product serologically defined colon cancer antigen 3 (gene ENTR1). The coding region runs from base 114 to 1124 and encodes 336 amino acids. Gene Ontology annotation, cellular component: recycling endosome; centrosome; ciliary basal body. Gene Ontology annotation, biological process: positive regulation of cilium assembly; positive regulation of protein localization to cilium; regulation of cytokinesis. The transcript has 8 exons. Lineage: Eukaryota; Metazoa; Chordata; Amphibia; Anura; Dicroglossidae. The record is from RefSeq and is a predicted model, not a curated record.
CAAUGGAUCAGGUGACCCCUGCUACAAAUGCCACGUGAUGUCAGAGAUGAGAUCUUCACCUUUUAACAACUGACCUUUCAUUUGAUUCUUAUUUCAUUAUUGUUUCCCUUACCAUGUCUGGACUCCCCACAUCUGGGAGGAAAGCCAAGACCCUGAUCAUCGAGGAUGACUGUGAUGCUGCACCUCUGGAUGAAGCCAACCCCUUUUCCUUCAAGGAGUUUGUGAAAAGCAAAAGUCACUCAAACUGUGAUGAAGAAUUCUCCAAGGACACCAAACAAAGUGCUUCACUGAUUCCCACGCCUGACAGCAAUCUGCAUUUGAGCUCUGAGUACCAGGAGACAUUUUUUAAAGACCCAACAAUUGCAGAUGAUUUGCUGGACGAGGACGAGGAUGAGGACGGGGACUGGAGUGGGAGUUAUCACCCGUCAGUCAUUGAACAAACGCAUGAUGUUGACACAUCUCAAGGCAGCUUUUGUGAGGAAUCAUAUCGAUACAGUGACGUCUCCUGUGGUGAUCCAUAUACAACAUGGCUGCCUGCCAGAGUGGUCUCUCCUUCUGCCGAGGCAGAUCCUAAUAAUGACACUGUUAAUUAUUCUAUGGAAGAGUUGCACUUUCGAACACUACAGAUAAAUUAUGAGGCGCUGCAGCAAGAGAACAAUCAUCUGAAACGGAGAGUCCGGGAAGUGGAGGAGUUGAACGAAUCCCAGGCAGAAAAGGUGAAAGAUCUGCAGACCAAGCUGGAGAAGAAGAUUAUGGAGGAGCAGAAGGAAGCACAGGACCUGGAGUCCAUGGUACAACAAGUGGAAGCAAAUCUCCAAAUGAUGACGAAAAGGGCAUCAAAGGCUGAGAAUCAUGUGACCAAACUGAAGCAGGAAGUGGCUCUUCUCCAGAUUCAGCUGAACACCUACAAAGCAGAGAACAAAGCUUUACGGAGAGGAGAGACGGCCGGAAUGAAUGCUGUAAAACAGAAUGCCAACUUAGCAUUGGAGAACCUGCACAAGGUGGUGAGCGGUGCUCAGGUCUCUAUAAAGCAGCUGGUGUCCGGAGCCGAAGCUUUAAAUAUUGUGGCCCAGCUCUUGAAAUCCAUAGACAAAAUAGCAGAAGUUCACGACGAUGUUCCUUAAAAUUGUAAUUCCUAUGUCUAUAAAAAUAUGCCAAAAACCACUAUUUUGUGAC